Molecule: messenger RNA, 1931 nt
Organism: Symbiodinium sp. CCMP2456
Lineage: Eukaryota; Dinophyceae; Suessiales; Symbiodiniaceae
Source: the annotation of a GenBank genome assembly
GCGCUACGCCUGCCUAUGAUGAAGGCACAGGCUUCUGCAUCGGCGGCACGUUGGUUGAACCUUGCAGCUGCGUGGAAGGCUACGCGCCUUACCUCGCCAGGUACUAUGUCGGAGAUGGAGAUGAUGUAUGGUCCCUUUUCGCAUGCUGCUCAGACAGCGGCGGCGCGCCUGCGUGUGGGGAGGCGGCCCUUCUCGACGUGUUGGCUCCAGUGUAUCUCAGCACCGGUCUGCUGGGAGUCUUCAUCUGCACCUGGCUAAUCAACGCAAAACCCAUGGUGGACACGCUCAGGCCAGAAGACUUGAUGAGCCCUGUGCCACGCAACGGUGCCGAGAUUCACGACAUGGUGGGGAUGGAAAAAUGGUGUGUCUCCCUAGGUGAUUUGCAACAGUUUCGCCGGUUGGUUCUUCAUGCAAUCCUGGACGGCAAGAUCACGCCCACAGAGGCCGAUCCCUUCGACCCACGGGACUCUUUGAAGGGUCCAACCAUGUACACGGUGACGGAGCAAUACAUCAAGCCUGUCACAGAAGCCGCAGGCGGCAUGAGUUGGGCACUCAUGAAGCAUCCGGAAGGUUUGGAAUGCGAUCUGUUUAUCACCCAUGGCUGGGCAGAAGGGGUCUUUGAGUUCAUGGACAAGGUGAGCUAUAGUUGGCCCAAGGGCGCCACAGCAGCCUACGUAUGUUUUUUGUCCAACCCGCAGAACUUGGACAUCACCCACCUCAUCGCGACUCCCGAGCAAUCGCCCUUUGCUCGUGCCUUGAGGGUUGCAAAUCAGAUGUUGGUGGUUCCAAACCAGCAGGUCAGCAUCUACACGCGCAUUUGGUGUGUUUAUGAGGCAUUUGUAGCCUACAGCCUGGAAAAGCCGAUUCGCACAGCGCUGGCACCUGUGACCAAGUUUUGGCCGGGGAGUCUGCGCAUGUUCUACACAACCGUGGCCUUUCAGGGGCUUGGCUUUCUUGCAUUCAAGCAAAUCCCUCCUCUCCAGUGGGGGAUGCUACCGGCCCCAAAUAUACUGACAAUGGCUGCAAUGAUUACCUUCUGCUGGGGGCUCUUCGUCAAGGCGAAGUGGCCCCAGAGCAAACUGCAUUUGGGCAGCAUCCACGUGGGCUACGCCUUCGCCUCCAUGGGGGGACUCUCAUCUGGCUAUUUGUUUGGAUUCGGGAGUGCAUACAGCGCGUGGGGGACUUUGUGGUUGCCCUUCCUGGCCAGUGCCCUCGAGACGGAUCGCCUCCUAGCGAAAACCGCGUCGAGACAGUCAAGGCAGCUAAGGGAUGGAUUCAAGGGCAUUGAUGGCGCACGGAGUUCCAACCGAGCAGAUCAGGAACGCAUUCUUAGCGACAUUCAUGCCCGAGGUGCUGGAAGAGACGUGGACGAAACCAUUUCCGUGCUUUUAGACAUGGGCCACUCAUAUCCUGAGCUCCAUGCAGUCGCGAAGUGGACUGGGCCCCUGGGAGACAUUUCCACCUGGAGCCGGGCCAUGAUCCUUAUCGCCUUCACGCUUGGGAUCUACGUGGCCAACGAGGCGUGGUUUGCCAGGAACUUCAUCAGUUUCACAUGCAUUGCGCUCGAGAUCCUGACGUUUUUCAUCGCCUUCCCCUUUUUCCCCCCACACCGGAAGGCCUUCGCCGAGAAAAGUCAGAUCGUUGUGAUUGUGGUCCUCCUCUUUUUCUUGCUCACCAACGCUUGGGAGAGGACUUUUUCGGCUCCUUACGUGUACGCCUUCUUCCUGGGCCCACUGAUGUUGAGCAUGUCCGCUGCAGGACCCGCUAGGGUUGCGCAGGUGCCUUUCCUUGGGGCGCCGGUUGUUCGCGCACUCUUUGCGCGGAACCCUCUUCGAGUACCCAAGUUGAACCCGCAGCCGAGCAAUUCGACGGCAGAGGUCGUGGGAAAGAAAGAAGCGGAGGAUGAACACACGGUUGCAGUUGUGGUUUGA